AUGGGAAGGAGACAAGAUACAAAGAAAAGAGAGGCACCGAAAGCUGCAUCGAAGAAAAAAGAUGCUGCUGGAGGAUACGGGAAAACAGACCGGAUCUCAGCGGAAGCCCUGGGUUUCCAGAUUAGGACUGGUCCAGAUGCCCCAAGCAAGACCGGUGCGAGCAUGGAUAUCGAGGUCAGUGAGAUCGUCGUGUUCGCCGGGAAGCAGGAGCUGCUGUACAAUGCAACGCUCAGACUAACCCAGGGCCACAAGUACGGUCUGAUCGGUCGGAACGGCGUCGGCAAGAGCACGCUCCUCCGUGCCAUGGCAGAGCGCGAUGGACGGGUUCCAAUUCCACAGCAUUUCAUGAUCAUGCACGUGGAGCAGGAAAUCAAGGGUGAUGACACUCCAGUUUUGCAGAGCGUCCUGCAGGCUGACCAGGAGCGAGAGUGGCUGCUCAAAGUGGAGCAGGAAUUGCUAGACAAGGAGGAUGACGGCACCGGACAGGAGCCCAAGGUAGCGGGUGUUGGACUGAUGGAGGUCUACGAGAGAUUAGAGGAGCUGGGCAACGAAGAUGCCGAGGCUCGCGCGGCGGUGAUCUUGGCCGGCCUGGGCUUCACUGGUGAGGACCAGCAGCGGCCAACCAAAGAGUUUAGCGGAGGCUGGCGCAUGCGAAUCGCGCUAGCGCAAUCCCUCUUCGUCCAGCCAGACCUUCUGCUGCUCGACGAGCCCACCAAUCACUUAGAUGUGCAUGCUGUGACCUGGCUGGAGGAGUUCCUGAAGAAUUGGGAGAAGACUGUUGUGAUCGUCUCCCAUGACAGGUGCUUCCUGAACAGCACCACUUCACACACGAUUUUCUUGCACCGCAAGAGGCUUUGGUACUACGGCGGCAACUAUGAGACGUUCCUCCGAGUCCGAGCCGAGCAGCGGACAAAUCAGGAGGCCAUUGCUCAGCAGCAGCAAAGAAAAGUCGCGCACCUGAAGCAGUUCAUCCAACGCUUUGGACAGGGUCACAAGAAAAUGGCCAAGCAGGCACAGAGUCGAAUGAAGAUGCUGACCAAGCUACAAGAAGAAGCAGUGGCAGUAGACUUUGACGACCCGUACUUGCAGCUGGACUUUCCAGCUGCGGCGUCUUUGCCGCCCCCUUGCAUCUCCGUCAUCGAGGCCGCAUUUGGCUAUACGCCAGAUCGAAUACUUUACGAGGAUCUCGAUUUCGGCGUCGACUGCGACUCGCGGGUUGCAAUCGUGGGGCCAAACGGUGCAGGAAAGUCUACGUUCCUCAAGUUGCUGGAUGGUUCUCUGGAGCCAACCAAAGGCUUUGUCAGGAGACAUGCAAAGCUUCAUCUGGCUAGGUUUACACAGCAUCACAUUGAGAUGAUGGAUCCAGAUUCCGAUGCCGUUACCCACAUGCGCAAGCUGGGCUCUGGUGGCAUCAAGGAGGAUGGGACCAGCGAGGUCACCAUUGAGGAGGCACGAAAAUACCUUGGCCGUUUCGGCCUGCACGGAGACCUUGCGCUCCAGCCGGUAAAGUUCCUGAGUGGUGGCCAAAAGAGCCGCCUGGCAUUCGCGGAACUUGCUUGGAGCGCUCCUCACAUUAUGCUCCUGGAUGAGCCGACGAACCAUUUGGACCUCGAAACAAUCGAGGGCCUGGCUAUGGCUCUGAACAAAUUCGAGGGAGGCGUCGUGCUGGUGAGCCACGAUGACCGGCUAGUUUCCAUGGUGGCAGAUGAGCUCUGGGUGGUGACGCCUGGUAAGUCGAAGGACGUGCCUGGAAAGGUCACCGUCUUCGAGGGCUCCUUUGAGGAGUAUCGAGAAAUGCUCCGCAGUGACUUCAUCAACAAGAAUCUCACAAGUGGCGGCCGCAUCAAGCGAGCUUCCUAA
Symbiodinium pilosum is the source of this 1860-nucleotide messenger RNA. The record is from the annotation of a GenBank genome assembly. NCBI's taxonomy places the organism in Eukaryota, Dinophyceae, Suessiales, Symbiodiniaceae.